Bacidia gigantensis is the source of this 3300-nucleotide messenger RNA. RefSeq lists its product as uncharacterized. The transcript has 6 exons. The coding region runs from base 1 to 3300 and encodes 1099 amino acids. Gene Ontology annotation, cellular component: cytoplasm. NCBI's taxonomy places the organism in Eukaryota, Fungi, Ascomycota, Lecanoromycetes, Lecanorales, Ramalinaceae. The record is from RefSeq and is a predicted model, not a curated record. Gene Ontology annotation, molecular function: GTPase activator activity. Gene Ontology annotation, biological process: small GTPase-mediated signal transduction.
AUGCAGCCUAUGCUGGCGGUAGAAACGGCUUUGGACCCGUCGAUGUUCCCGUACGAAACGGCAGCGCCUCUGGACCCGCAAACCCUGCACAAAACGGCAAUCUUGCUCCGACCAACGAUCCGCGUGGUGGUAGAGGACGACUUCCAAACACAGACGCUCCUCCAAGAGAAAGAUCACGGACCGGUGGAAAAAGUAGUGGACCAAGAAUAUACAGAAAAUAUCAUAUCGAGCAUUUCACCUGCUCGGUAUGCCCAACGGUAUUUGGCGCUCAAGAUAGCUACUACGAACAUGAAGGAAAAGUCUAUUGUCAUUACCACUACUCUACGCAAUAUGCGCAACGGUGCAACGGAUAACCAACAUUGGCAUCCUGAAUGCUAUAUGAUCCACAAGUUUUGGAAUGUACGGUUGGCACAAGGUCCAGAAUCAGAAUUGUUACAGUAUGAUGAGAAUGCUUCUGCAGAAACAAGGGAUAGGGUCAAGAAUGAAGAAGAACAUAUGGAACACAAAGUCUAUCAAAUUUGGAGUGUGUUGUCGGCCUUUGAAGAAUCUUCAGCGGCAUGCAUCUCGGACAUGCUCUUACAUGUCAGCAACGGAGCCUACAUGGAGAGCGUUAUGGUAGCUAAGAAAUUCAUUUGGCACGUCGACAUUCUAUUCGCUGCAACAGACCGCUUGGAUCAAUUAGUCACGUCAGAAGGCUCCAAAUCGCUUUCAUAUGGUCGGGAAGCCAAACUACUGUGCAAGAAAAUCGUCGCAUUCUUUACUCUCCUCUCAAAGUCCCAGGAAACUGGUGUUCGAAAGCUCGGCGUUACGCAAGAGCUACUCUCUCUUGUGACAGGCCUGGCCCACUACUUAAAACUCUUGAUACGCAUUGAUCUCCAGGGGUCCUUAAGAUUGGAGAAGGAAAAGCAGAGUGCUGCAGGUCUCAAUCAGUUCCUCAAAGAUCUUCAAGAUCUCGAUUCUCUGAAGGACGCAGAUCAAUCUUUGAGUAUGACAGCUGGUGUCGUCGAGUUGGCGAAAGAUCAAUCGGACCUGUGUUACCGAUGUCAGGAGUCAAUUGACGAAGAGUGUGUAAAAAUGGAUCAAUAUCGCUGGCAUAAGAAUCACUUGCUUUGUGAGUACUGUCAGAGUAUUCUUGGCGAUAGCAUGAACGAGGCGCUCUGGAGCACUAGAGAAAACGUGGUGGUAUGCCGAAGAUGUCAAAAAGAAAAACGGAAAGCAUCUGACGCAGUGGCUCCUUUUGAGUCGAUCUCACGCCUGCAACAAUAUGUUUAUCUGCUCCGUGUCGCUCUAGCCCGCUUGUUGUCAGUACUUCGUAAGGGUGGUGCUUUGCCACAUACUUCAGACGACCCUAACUUGCAAACCUACGACUCAAAUGAAGGCCACAAACUGAACGACAGUGGCCAAGUUAAUCCCCCGUUAUUACGGGCUGGGUCAAGGUCAAAAUCAUAUGCCGGCACAGCAUCGGCUACAGCGGAGGACAGGACAUCAACAUACGAGCAGACAGUAGGCGAAAUGAAGAGACUGCGCUCAACGCGCAUGGAUACUCAACUAUCAACCAACCUGAAGACAGCGCGAACGUCACGAAUACUGGAUGGCCCCGAGGCAAGUGGCUCUGGUCAGGGCGGUCCAGGAAAGACCAAUGGACUGCGGAUAGAGGAGGAUAAGAGCCCCAAACCCGAUACUGUUUCCAAUCUUACCUUUGGCAACGCGGACGCGCUUACACUCGACGACAUUCCACGAAUCGUUGCCGCCGAGCAAGCAAAGGAGCAACGGCCAAACGCCUAUAAGCAUGCUGGCCAGUCGUUGAUAUCUAGUGGACGACAACCAAAACUGCUCUCUGCUCAUCAGAGAAGCGUAUCAGAUGGAAACAACCUCGACCUACCAGGAAACGACUCUAUACCACAACGGACCAAGAGAUACUUUUCUGAACUCUCCGCGCUCGAGUACUUUAUUGUAAGGCACGUUGCAGUCUUGUCAAUGGAGCCACUUCUUGAAGGUAACUAUAAUCUUGAAGAUCUUCUCAAUCUUAUUGAAACGAGGAAGCCGACGUUCUGGGGCAAAUUUGGUAAAGCCUUUGCCAAAGGCGAUCAACAAGCCUUUGAGAGGAAUGCGAAGCCUAAAGGCGGCAAGAAGAAGGGAGUCUUCGGCGUUCCGUUGGAUGUUCUAGUGGAUAGAGAAGGUGUCGAGUCUACCUUUGGAGUGGGUCCAGGUGCUUUGCGAGUGCCAGACGUGAUUGAUGAAGCUAUUUCCGCCAUGAGAGGCAUGGAUAUGUCUGUUGAGGGAGUCUUCCGUAAAAAUGGAAAUAUUAAGGGACUGAGAGAACUAGCCGAGAGGCUUGAUUCUAAAGCAGACGUGGACUUGUCCAGGGAGAGCCCAGUCCAGGUCGCCGCCUUACUCAAGAAAUUCUUGAGGGAACUGCCCGAUCCUCUGAUGACACACAAAUUGUAUCGACUGUUCAUCACCUCCCAGAGAAUAAAUGACCUCGAUAAACGACGUAGAGUGUUGCACUUAGCAUGCUGUCUUCUACCAAAGACUCAUCGGGACACGCUAGAAGUCCUGUUCGCAUUUUUGGUUUGGGUCUCUUCGUUCUCGCAAGUUGACGAAGAGAGCGGCAGCAAGAUGGACACCCACAAUCUUGCUACGGUCAUCGCACCUAAUAUUCUGAAAGAAAAGCCUACAGCAGCUGCGGCUAUGGACGAUAGUAGUUUUUUGGCAAUAGAAGCGGUGAAUUGCAUUCUUGAAUACAACGAUCAGAUGUGUGAGGUGGGUAAAAAGUCACGAAUCCCAACAAUUUUGUCUAACGGUUUCAUGCAGGUCCCAGAGGAUUUGCAAUCUAUUCUGAAUGACUCCUCAUUAUUCAACAAUAGUUCUGACAUUACCACGAAAGAGAUCCUCAAGCGCUACGGCGAUAUUGGCCGACAGACUCACAAACCCACGAUUCAUGAACGUCCCGACUCUCCACCACCUCGGUCGAAAGACAGCAACAAUACUCCCCAAUCUGCGAAGGCGGCGGCCCCUAUCAUCACUCACGUAGACACUGAUCCCUACCAAUCCUCUGCUUGGCCAAAGGACUCGAGUGUCCGGCACGUGCAAGGUCAACAGCAAGAUCUACCAACAUUUCCCUCUACGUCAGACAACACGCCGCCCCAGCAUUUUGACUUCUCGAAUCCUGCAAGCCCAUAUCAUCGCAGAGGAGGUAGCAGCGAGAGUCAAGUGAGUGGUCACUCCAUGAAUGGGUUCGGUCAUGGGUACAAGCCGUCUAGUCUUGGCAAGCCUAAUGGUCAUGGUGCGACUGGAUGA